CCCCGCGGCUGCUUCGCAGCUUUUCCCCUUCCGCCGCUCAACGUUUGCUGCCUCACCACAACAACAACAUUCACUACUCUCAGAUACUCCGCUUUGCAACAGAUUUACACCGCUAGGCACGCGGAGCAACCGCAGACCAUACUACGGCAACACGGCGGUGGCCUACCUAAUCUCGGACAAGUGGACCAUGGGCCAGUUCGUCAGCCCGUUCGAUAUGCAUCUAGACAAGUACUCUGCUCAAUUCAUCAACGGCCAGUUCACGCCGCAGUACACCGACUCGCUGCCGCCCAAGCAGAUGUGCGGCCAUUGGGACGUCCCAGAUAAGCGAUACGAUGCAUUCACGGAUGCCACAAGUCAAGCCCUAGAGCGCAUCGCCAGGAGGAAUCAUAAAAGCUCGUCAACAUCCACAAUAAUGUCCAGAACCACACACUUGACGACAACGCUCCACAACCACCAGCCCACCCAGCCCGCUACGAGAUCUCGCAGACGCGCUGCAACUGCAAAGAAAGAGAAAAUUAGCAUCCGUCAGCCUUAGACAAGCCCGCAAACAACCUGCCAGGGCCGCUAAAGAAGAGGCCGCUAAGAGAGCGGCCGAGGAAAGACAUCUCACAUACGAGGUCUUUAAACCACUCCCAGCCGAUGUCCGACCCAUAUACGCCGAAGCUGC
Messenger RNA from Mytilinidion resinicola, 667 nucleotides. RefSeq lists its product as uncharacterized. The transcript has a single exon. NCBI's taxonomy places the organism in Eukaryota, Fungi, Ascomycota, Dothideomycetes, Mytilinidiales, Mytilinidiaceae. The record is from RefSeq and is a predicted model, not a curated record. Bases 188 to 535 code for a protein of 115 amino acids.